AUAGGUCGAAGAGUAAAGCAAGGAGGAUGGAGGAACCGGAAGAGAAAGGCAGCAGUGAUGCCACAACACACAGUCGACUCAACCUGUACUUCUCCAUCUUUGUUGUUAACCUGCUGUACAUGUGCACGGGGCAGUGCUACGUGUGGACUUCCCCCACUCUGCCAUAUCUACUAUCGGAUAAAUCCUUCCUUCCCAUAACUCCAGCCGAGGGUUCAGUGAUUGCCUCAGUGUUUGUCUUCGGCGGGAUACUGGGGGCUCUGCUGACACGACCCAUGGCUGACUCCCUGGGUCGUCGCUGUACCCUGGGUCUGUGUCUGGUCUCCAUCCUCAUCUCCUGGGCUCUGCUGGGGUUCACAGCCAAUAUCCACAUCAUCUACCUCGCCCGUCUCAUACAAGGGUUGUCCACUGGUAUCAACUUCUCCGUAGCACCUCUCUACACCGCUGAGAUAUCCGAUGAUACAGUCCGAGGGCCGCUCAACUCUAUCCCUCUAUUCUCUCGCAGUUGCGGCUACGUCUUCGUGUACAGCAUCGGUCCGUACGUGAGCUACCACCAGCUGAUCGUCGCAGCAUCAGUGGUCCCUCUGGUGGCUCUUGUGCUGACCCCUCUAACUGCUGAGUCUCCACAUUACCAGGUUGCUAGAGGAAGGCGGACAAAAGCUGUAAAGACGGUGCAGUGGUUAAGAGGAGGCCUGUCUUUCCCCGCUGCUGAGAAAGAAGUAGAUGCUAUUCAGGAGUACUAUAACCAGACGGCCACACAAAAGAAGUCCAUCAAGGACUUAUUCGCCACGAUAGGCAAUAUCCGAGCCCUCUACCUCUCCGGCGGACUCCUGGCGUUCCAGCAGCUGUGCGGUGUCACUGUGAUCCUCCUCUACACGGAGCCCAUCUUCCAGAUGACCGGGACCUCUGUUUCUGCCAGCAUGUCUGCCAUCUUGUUCGGCGCAACUCUGAUGGUGUCUUCUGUCAUCGUUCCACCCUUUGUCAAACGCUUCGGCUUCAUCAAGCCCAUGAUCGUGUCAUCUAUAGGAUGUGCAAUUUUUGUCGGGUUGCUGGGACUGUUUUUCUUCUUGCAGUCUCUCGGAGUGGAUAUUUCUUCUCUCAACUGGUUACCUGUCACAAGCACAUUUCUAUACACAGUCAGCUACUCUAUUGGUAUUGGAACUUUACCCUGGGCUGUGAUGGGUGAAAUUUUUCCCGCCAACACGAAAUCUCUGGCGGCUGGGAUAUUGACUUCUUUCAACUUCCUCCUCGGCUUCCUUACUGCUGUGAUGUUUGUUGAGGUCAAUGAAUGGCUCGGCGUCUGCUGGUCAUUCUGGAUGUACGCAAUAUUCUGUCUGAUCGCUGCGCCAUUCACCAAGUACCUGCUACCGGACACGCAAGGCCUGUCACUCGACCAGAUCCAGCGGCUAGUCAAUCAGCCGUGGAACACCAAGUGGUCGCGGAAGCCUGACCUUGUCAUCUAACUGUGAUAAUAGUUUAGUCUGUAAAUAAAUUGUAUUUCUCUA
Molecule: messenger RNA, 1502 nt
Organism: Homalodisca vitripennis (glassy-winged sharpshooter)
Lineage: Eukaryota; Metazoa; Arthropoda; Insecta; Hemiptera; Cicadellidae
Product: facilitated trehalose transporter Tret1-like
Exons: 9
Coding region: 27-1460 (477 amino acids)
Biological process (GO): transmembrane transport
Cellular component (GO): membrane
Molecular function (GO): transmembrane transporter activity
Source: RefSeq, a predicted model, not a curated record